GGUUGCGAGGAGCAGCUCCAGGUUCCUGGGGCAGAAGCCCUGGGUCGCGCGCCGCCGCGCCCCGCCCCAUCGUCCCCGCAGCCUCGCAGACUGCUGGGCUUUGUGGUUUGCCGGUGCCGCUGGGCCCCUGCUGGGGGUGUCGUCAGGAGCAUGUGCAGACAGCAGCCCAAGCCUUCAGGAUAAUUCCUUCGGCAGCGCCGCUGUAACUGAGUGUGACGAAGAUACAGACUCUUUACAUGAAGACAAAGACGACUGCUCUGGGCUCAGAGAUGAAGACAAUAAAGAGAACUACCCACAGGUGGCAGCUCAAAUAGACGAACUCGUCCCGCCCUCCCACGAGGCCCCGCAACAUGUAGAACAGGCCCCGCUAGUGGAUGGAGUGCUGAGAACCAGUAUGGGCAACUUCAAGUCCCGAAAGCCCAAAUCCAUCCUCAGAGCCGAGAGCGGCCGGAACCACGGAGAAAGCCAGGAGACAGAGCAUGUGGUACCCAGCCAGUCAGAGUGCCACGGGAGAGCGGGAACCCCGGCUCAUGAGAGUCCACAGAGCAACAUCUUCAGGUGCCAGGAAACAGUGCGACUUCAACCAAGAAUAGACCAGAGGGCUACCAUUUGGCCAAAGGAUGCUUUUGGAACUCAGCAGGACUUACAUGAGAAUUCCUUGCUGAAGCUCCAAGCCCUCGAAUCCGGUCUGUGCUCCGCGUUUCUGACCACCCAGGAAGAAGAUGGCCAAGUGCACGGAGCGAAGGACCCGGCCCCAGCUUCCACGCAGAGCGUGCCUGCCGACAGCGUGGAUCCUGCAGACCCCGUGCCAGCUCAUAAGGAUGCACAGGGCGACACCGACGGUACGCCAGAUGACCUCCAGUCUGCAGGGACCAGCAGGCUGCUCUAUCACAUCACAGAUGGCGACAAUCCCUUGCUGUCGCCACGAUGCUCCAUCUUUAGCCAAAGUCAGAGGUUCAACCUGGACCCCGAGUCAGCUCCAUCCCCACCCAGCAGCCAGCAGUUUAUGAUGCCACGAAGCUCUUCCCGAUGCGGUGGUGGGGAUGGCAAGGAGCCCCAGACCAUUACACAGCUCACUAAGCACAUCCAAAGCCUCAAGAGGAAGAUUCGGAAGUUUGAGGAGAAAUUUGAACAAGAAAAGAAAUAUCGCCCGUCACACGGGGACAAGACUUCGAAUCCUGAAGUUCUGAAAUGGAUGAACGAUUUGGCUAAAGGGCGCAAACAGCUCAAAGAACUAAAACUGAAGCUGUCGGAAGAACAAGGGAGCACUCCCAAAGGCCCUCGGAGAAACCUGUCCUGUGAACAACCUCCAGGCCCCAGAGAAAAUGGCAAGUCGGAAGCUGUGGGACCCGAGCCAGGCUCCUCAGGCGAGGAGACUUCAGAUGCAGUGAUGCUGGAGAAGAGAGAGCAGAUCCCGCCCCAGGAUGAUGUGAAGGCAACUAAGCAAGACAAGAACCCCACAAAGCCUCUUUAUGACCGAUGCAGAGGUCUCAAGCAAAUCCUGUCAACACCAUCCCUUAUCCCAACGAUUCAGGAGGAAGAGGACUCUGAUGAAGACUGUCCACAGGGAAGUCAACCACCUUCUUUACCAGACCCAGUGUCCCGCCUACCCGUCAGUGAUCACCUCAUCUACUCGGAGAUGGAACCCAUGAGGACUCUGCUACCAGAUGACAAGAAAGAAGGGAAGCAUCCUGCUCUCUCCAUGUCCAACUUGCACGAGGCCACCAUGCCUGUCCUUCUCGACCAUCUCCGAGAAACUCGGGCUGACAAGAAGAGGCUACGGAAAACCCUGCGAGAAUUUGAAGAACAAUUUUUUAAACAGACGGGAAGAAGCCCACAGAAGGAAGACAGGACGCCAAUGGCAGACGAGUACUGUGCAUACAAGCACAUAAAAGCCAAACUGAGGCUAUUGGAGGUCCUCAUCAGCAAGCAGGAUGUGGCCAAAACGAUUUGAGGUUCGGCUCUGAUCACUUCCUCUAAAGAUAGAAGUCAAAUUUAUUUCCCUCUACCGUUCUUGCUCAGUAGUUCUGAUGUCCUGAAAGCGGAAGCACUUUAGAGAUAGUAUUAGCUGUUUUGAUGAAGGGAGAGCUAGCGUAAUUCUACCCAAGAAGGCGUCUCAAUAGGGAAAUGAUAGGUAAUACUGGGAUGGGCAAAAGCUUCCAUGCCAAACUAAAGUCCAGAGUCAAAUGUAAUUGUUUCAAAAGACGUCUAAUAUCUUGUUAAACCAAAAUUAACACGUAGGCAGUCUACCUGCUUAGGAAAGGUUUAGAGGUCCCCAAGUUGAUUUUAUUGAUGUAUGGGAAGAACACGGUUUAAAUACAUUGGUGAGGCAAAGAAAAAUUCUGCUCUACAUCCAGGGAGGAAAGCAGCCAGACAGAAGGGAAUUUCAGUGAGAUGACAUCCACUACCUUGUCCUCUAAGUCUGUAGACGGUCAACACUGUAAAGUAACUCGGCUGUGUCACUGCUAACCUCUUAUUUCUAUGGAAGUAGUGCAUUACUCUAUCUGUUAUUUGAAAAUUUACAUUUCCAGUUACCAAAGUUCACUUGGAUGGCAUGUACUUUGUGAAUUAUCUUUGUCUAUAACUGAAAAAUGUUUAUAUUAAAAGUAAACUAUUAAAAUAGGUAUUUUGGAUAGAUGUGUCUGCAGUAAUAAGCUACUGUGCCCAUAGUACUAUUGCUGAUUUUCUUGUUUCCUAUACUAAGAUUCUAUAACUAUUUUUCCAUUGGGAAUGUGCAUCUUUGUUAACGUUCCAAGGUCUGUCCUUUAUAAAGUGAAAUACCUUUCUCGUGAGCCGCAUUCCUUCUGCACAGGGUAAGAAGCUUGGAAAUCACCAAGAGACCUUCUCUUUGCUUUAGUCAGUGUAUCUUGCUUUUUCUCCACUCACCCACUUCUCGGUUUGGUUUUUGUAAAAUCAAGUAACAGAUAGACAUUUUCUCAUUAUCAGCACUGUUCAUAUUUCUGUUUUCUGUAAUGUUUAAGCAUGGUGUUGAAGAAACUCAAGAUUUUCAUAUUGCUUGGGCGGAGAAAAGAAAACAGAUUCUAGACACGGACUAUGUCAGAGGUGUGUUGUUCUCUCUGUAUUCACCUGACGUUUUCAACCUUUUAUGAAUCAGAGUAAUGGCCUUCAUAAAUUUGUUUAAUUGAAGUCAUCUACUUGUAACAGGACAGAUACACAACUAUUUGAGGUUUACAAAUUACAUCUUUGAUAAGGGAAAUGGUUUCGUGAGAUGUAUACAAUUGCUAUUAAAAUGUAACUAUAUUCUAUAUGAUUGUAAAUAUUUUAUACAACAUCCAAAUAAAAUAUUUUUCUAUUAUA
Messenger RNA from Rattus rattus (black rat), 3318 nucleotides. RefSeq names its product family with sequence similarity 13 member C (gene Fam13c). Lineage: Eukaryota; Metazoa; Chordata; Mammalia; Rodentia; Muridae. Bases 395 to 1954 code for a protein of 519 amino acids. The transcript is spliced from 15 exons. The record is from RefSeq and is a predicted model, not a curated record.